Molecule: messenger RNA, 2050 nt
Organism: Heterobilharzia americana
Lineage: Eukaryota; Metazoa; Platyhelminthes; Trematoda; Strigeidida; Schistosomatidae
Source: the annotation of a GenBank genome assembly
GUUUUUGAAAUACGACUUCUGAUUCUCCUAACUACUUUGGAGAUGUGCACCCCUUUAGACUUUUCAGGCAGAAUACGUCUGAUGGCCAACUCUGCUAGUUUCAGACCAUGGUCGUGACGUAUUGAAGCAUCUUUGUCUGAUGAAUCCUUAACAUUCCAGAAGAUUAAACUGGUUGUUGGAGUGGAAUCCUUUAGUCGUGUGCUGACGGCCUUCGAAACCUUCUCAGUAGGUUUCAUAAGCUUAGUAUCUUCUAUGAUAACCUUUGCCAGUCUCUUCGAAUGCUUUCUUGGAGAAAUCCAUGUAGAUUUGUUAACCACUUUUACAGAGUCAACGCUGUUACCAGAGAUGCAGUCUUCAGGUGAAACUUCAGGCAUCAAGGUGAAUAUCAUAGGCGAAUUCGUCGUUUUGUUUUCUAAAUAUAUCAUGAAAGUUUCUUCUAAACGUUUUAUUCAAUAAUAUACCAUGUAUACUAAACCAAGAAUGGUUAGCAUAUUUAUUCCUCGAUUUAUUCAUAAUAAAAAAAAUAUUAAACGAUGAAACAUAAUUGUAUACAAGCUAAUAUUCAAUAGUCAAUGAAGUAAUAAUAUUUACUAGCCAAUUAUAAUAACAAAUAAAUAAUCAAUCAAAAAGAAUAACAUUAAAGAAUACUGAUCAAAUAAUGAAUUGUUUCAAUGAAUCAUUUAAUAAAUUAUCAAAUUAUGAAAUAGAAAUUUCAUUUGGUAAAAUUGCUAAUUACAAUGAAUUAUUGAAUAAAACAAUAGUUAAUAAUUUGAACUCAGAAUCGAAUUUAACUAAUGAAAAAGUUUUCUAUUCAUUUUGUUAUUCUUUCAAUCAUAUAUUAAGAAAUAAAAAUAUGUUAAAAAAGUCUUCAUAUCAGUUUAUACCGGAUUUUUAUAAAGAGAAAGAUAUUGUUAAUGGUUGUAAAUGCAAAUAUUGUCCUAAUAAUAAAACUUCAGCAAUGAUUAUUCCACCAUUCAAUGAAGAGUUGUUAAAUCCUUUUUCUGAAUAUAUAGAAGAAAAUGCCGGAAAGUUAAUCUCUUGUACAGGUUUAUAUUUUUCAACUGAAACUAAUAAUUUAAACAGUAAACAUAAAAUGAUCAAUUAUGAAAAAUAUUUACCGACUAUUAAUACUUGUAAAUCUCCUACUGUUUUAAACUAUAAAAAUACUAAACCAAUUUGUCAUAAUUAUGAAUAUUUCAAUGGAAUAAAGAUAUACCGAAAUAAAUGUAAAAAUCAGUCUCAUUUUAUGCCUGAAUCAAGUGUGAAUGACGGUCGUUUAAAUCAUUUUCUAUUGAAACUAAAAAAUUUAAUGAAACUAAUACGAAAAUUUUCAAAUCUUGGUAUAAUUGAACGUGAUGAAGUGAAAGAAGUAGCUGACAAUCCUCAUCCUUCUCCUCCUCCUCCUCCUACUUCUACUACCAUCGACAAAUCUAUCCCAAAGGAUGAUAAGAGAAGACGGAAAACGCUAUACAACAAACAACAUUAUCAUUCCAUAUAAUCAAUCAUACAAAACAUUGUAAUGAUCAUGAUUCUUAUGAAAAGCAUCAUACUAUAUUUCUUGUCACUGAUGCAUUACCUUCAGUGUUGAUAAAGUCAAUAACAAGCCAGAAUCAAUCUUUACAAUUUUGCUCAUUAUAAACAUAAAUAUAUUCUAAGAGUUUUCAAGUGUAAUCUAAAUAUCAAUUUUUAUUAUACUUUAAUGAAAAUUAAGAAAAAACAGGUAGAUAGACAGACAGACCAGAGAAAUGUGUUAUUCAUGCUUAAAUCGAACUACUAAACAAUGAACAAAAGUCACCGAUGAUGGCUCAUGCUCAAGAGUACUAAAUAAUACUGAAAUAUGUGCAACUUUUUUUCAAUGGAUUUUUGUUUUGUCAUGUCAAAUUAGACACUAUAUGCUGCUUUGUUUAAUAUCAUCAUAAAUUAUAUGACCAACGCAAACUUUAACGUUUUUACUAUUCCAUUUUGUAUUAUACUAACAGUUUUUAAGUUAAAUCUCAUGUACAUCAACUUGUUAGUAUUUAUGAGUCAUUUGAAUACAAGAUUGACAGUG